This is a messenger RNA of Clarias gariepinus (North African catfish), 1338 nucleotides long. RefSeq names its product GPN-loop GTPase 3 (gene gpn3). NCBI's taxonomy places the organism in Eukaryota, Metazoa, Chordata, Actinopteri, Siluriformes, Clariidae. The coding region runs from base 168 to 1025 and encodes 285 amino acids. The record is from RefSeq and is a predicted model, not a curated record. The transcript is spliced from 8 exons. Gene Ontology annotation, molecular function: GTPase activity.
UGUUGAGUGAAAGCAGCAUGGAAGUCGCGCGACUGAUUUUGUGCGCGUUAUUUUUAAGAUGAUAAACAUUUCCGAGUUUAUGUAUAAUAUUAAAUAGUGAAAUAUAAAUUAUAAAAUAAAGAAAUUAUUCAAUAAAUUAUAGUUUAGUUGAGUUGAAGAGUGUGAACAUGCCUCGCUAUGCGCAGCUUGUAAUGGGACCCGCUGGAAGCGGCAAGAGUACAUACUGUUCCACUCUGAUCCAGCAUGCUGAAUCCAUAAACCGGUCCAUACAGGUUGUAAACCUCGAUCCAGCCGCAGAGCACUUCAAUUAUCCGGUCAUGGCAGAUAUCCGAGAGUUGAUCCAGGUGGACGAUGUGAUGGAGGAUGACUCGCUGAGGUUCGGCCCAAACGGAGGCUUAGUUUUCUGCAUGGAAUACUUCGCUAAUAACUUCGACUGGCUGGAAGAAAGUCUUGGGCAUGUUGAGGAUGACUACAUCCUUUUCGACUGCCCAGGUCAGAUUGAGCUGUACACUCAUCUUCCGGUCAUGAAGCAGCUAGUCGAGCAACUCCAGCAGUGGGAGUUUCGUGUGUGUGGCGUCUUUUUAGUGGAUUCUCAGUUCAUGGUGGAGCGCUUUAAGUUCAUAUCUGGUGUAAUGGCAGCCUUGAGUGCCAUGGUGGCGCUGGAAAUCCCUCAGGUCAACAUCAUGACCAAAAUGGACCUGCUGAGUCCUAAGGCUAAGAAAGAAAUUGAGAAGUAUCUAGAUCCGGAUAUGUAUUCGAUGAUGGAGGACAGCUCUGUCACGCUGAGGAGCAAAAAAUUCAUGAAGCUCACCAAAGCAAUCUGUGGUUUGAUUGAUGACUACAGCAUGGUGCGUUUCUUGCCCUUUGAUCGCACUGAUGACGAAGCCAUUAACAUUGUUCUUCAGCACAUCGACUUCUCCAUACAGUACGGCGAGGACCUGGAGUUCAAGGAGCCAAAGGAGAAUGAUGAGGAGCCUGGCAACCUGAAUUAUGAUGAGUAUUUCCAGGACAGAGUGGAUUCCUAAACUCCACAGCUGCAUGAUCACCUGACAGACUAAAGGGAACACAUAUUUGUAAAUUGCUCACCUGCUUGGCGUUGUGGAAACCCAAGCCUGCAAAUGAACAGCACUGUCAGAAAAAACCUCAGUGUAAAGAGAGAAUGCUUUAUUAUUAUUCUUUUUAGUUUGUUUAUUAGUUUUUUUUCGUAUGACUGCCUAGUUCUUUUAUCUAUGCUCUUUGCUCUUAUAGCAUGCUACAUUCUAUAAGGUGUAGUGUUAAAUAUUUUUUCAAUAAAAGUGUGAUUUUUGGAAAGCAGGCAUGUGCCUGUAUACCAAACCA